Messenger RNA from Rhipicephalus sanguineus (brown dog tick), 1488 nucleotides. RefSeq names its product probable ATP-dependent RNA helicase DDX5. NCBI's taxonomy places the organism in Eukaryota, Metazoa, Arthropoda, Arachnida, Ixodida, Ixodidae. Gene Ontology annotation, cellular component: cytoplasm; ribonucleoprotein complex; nucleus. Bases 1 to 1488 code for a protein of 495 amino acids. The transcript has a single exon. Gene Ontology annotation, molecular function: RNA helicase activity; ATP binding; RNA binding. The record is from RefSeq and is a predicted model, not a curated record.
AUGAAUUUCUUCGAGCCGCCGAUAUUAUACUACAGACGCGCCACGGGCGAUAACCAUCAUCUCAUCUACUUGCGCCCUUUGCGCAGAAGGCCCGAGCGCUGCAAAAGCCAGCUAGGAGCCGAGCUGCCCAAGCCAGACUGGGACCAAAUUCAGCCGCGGCCCUUCGAGAAGAACAUCUACCGCGAGCACCCAACCACGGCGAGUCGGUCUGCCGCGGCAGUGGACGACUAUCGACGCGCCAACGGCGUCGUGAUCGUCAAAGGACGCGGGCCGGUCGCCAAUCCGAUCCUGGACUUCGAAGAGGCCCGCUCGUUUCCCGACGAUCUCGUCGACGCCGUCCGGAAAGAGCGCAACGGCGGUACGCCCACCUGCAUCGAGGCCCAGUGUUGGCCCAUCGUUUUAAGCGGUCGCGACUUCCUUGGGGUCGUCCAGGCGGGGUCGUCCAAGACGCACGCCUACGUCGUCCCAGCCAUCGCGCAUUCUCUAAGCUUCCAGAGACCCCCGAAUACCGGCGACGGCCCUCUAGUCGUCGUCCUCGCUCCGUCGCGGGAGCUUGUGCAGCAGAUCCAUCACCUGUUCCGCGACCUCGGGCAGUCCUUGGGGCUGCGCAGCGUCUGCGUUCACUCCGGCGUGGCCAAGGGCACCCAGUACGCCGAGCUCGCUCUAGGCUGUGACGUCUGCAUCGGGACGCCGGGUCGCCUCCUGGAGUUCGUGACAGAACAGCGGUUGAAACUUUUUUCAUGCACGUUCCUUGUCGUCGACGGGGCGGACCGCAUGCUGGCUAUGGGCCUGGAGCGCGAGGUGGCGAAGAUCGCCCAGCAGAUCAGGCCGGACCGCCAGACGGUGAUGUGGGUCGGCUCCUGGCCCAAGGGCACGCGGCGCCUCAUCGAGUCCCUGCUCGACGAUUACGUCCAGGUGAACUUCGGCUCCGCGCAGCCUCGCGCGAUGGGCGUCAAGCAGAGCGUGUGCGUCGUCAAGAAGGCCGAGAAAGAGCACGCGCUCGCGGAGCUCCUCGAGGACCUGCUCAGGGACGAGGUCGAGAGGGUUGUAGUGUUCACGAAGACGCAGGAAGCGGUGCGCAAGGUCGCCUCGAGGCUGCGCGAGAGGAACUGGCGUACCGUCGUCGUCCACCGCGGCAUGGCGUUGGAGCAGCGUCGAUGGACGCUGAGCACCUUUCGCGCCGGAGGCUUUUGCGUACUGCUCUCCACCCACGGGUGCGGACGGGACCUGGCCCUGGAUGGCGUGCGUUUCCUGAUCAACUUGGACUUUCCCGUUAAGCCGUACGGCUAUGCAAUGUUCGUCAACCAGCUGGCCAGCGUCGCCGACGAAGGUGGCCAACUGUACACAUUCUUCACGCCUGACGACUGCCGACACGCUGAGGAGCUGGUCGCAACGCUACGACAGGCCGGGCAGGUGGUGCCACGCGAGCUCUGUAAACUCGCAAAGGAGACCUGUGCCAGCGUGAGGCCCGGUCGCAGGGCCAAGUAG